CACACAGGCAAACAUUAACAAGCCGUAAUAAUGAGUCCUAAACAGAUAGGACGGGAUUCCCGGGGGGGGGGGCGGAAGCAGUCUCCUCCUCCGAACAUCACUUCUUCACCCGCGCCAUGUGAAGUAAAGCCGGGAGCUCCUAGGGUUUGCUGAACGAAGGCGAGUGAACUUUGGCCAGGAUGUUCCCGUGAGGAGCCCAUUAGACGCACUGCAGGAUAAAGCGUUCCUCCGCUAUUUGUAACCCAGCAACGGCCUGGAUGAAUGAACAAAACCCCACCGACACCAUCGUUCAUCCAUUCAUUCACCCGUUCGUUCAUCCAACACCACUUCUUCGAAGUACUUUCAUCGUCUCGCCGCCAAAUAAGUAGAAGAAAGCAGCAGCGGUGCCGGAAUGAGGAUGAUGGCGGCGCCACCUCGCAGGGAGACCUAACUCCAGCCGUCUUUUGUUGAUGAUUUGGGCUCUGAUUCACUGACUCAUGCGUGUCUCUGAAUGCGGCGCUGCAGAGACUCCAGUCCAUCCAAGAAGAAGAAUGAGCUCCCUGCGCAGACUGCUCCGAAGGAGACUUCACCCUCUUAAAGUGGCGAUUGUGGCGAUGGUCUUUGUCACGUUCAUGUUCUUCAUGCAAUGGGAAGUGGGGGGCCAAGGUCCGCAGGAGGACCCGUGGCUCAAGGAGAUCAAGCAGAAGCGGGACAGCAUGCUGGGCAUGGUGAUGGGAGCUGUUCAUAACUUCAGGGAAGCCAUGCCAAAGAUGCAGAUUAAAGCUCCUGUCCGUCAGAGGGACAGUGCCGACAACACGUCCUGUUUGCCGGGGUACUACACACCGGCCGAGCUCAAACCGGCCCUGGAGAGGCCGCCGCAGAACCCGCUGGCUCCCGGCGCCGGCGGGAAGGCCUUCAUCACCGACUCUCUGAGCCCCGAGGAGCAGAAGGAGAAGCAGACAGGCCAAGAGAAGCACUGCUUCAACCAGUACGCCAGUGAUCGCAUCUCCUUGAGCCGAGACCUGGGCCCCGACACCAGACCGCCAGAAUGUAUCGAGCAAACCUUCAAGCGCUGCCCCCCCUUGCCAACCACCAGCGUGAUCAUCGUGUUUCACAACGAGGCUUGGAGCACCCUGCUGAGGACGGUGUACAGCGUCCUCCACGCGUCCCCCGCCAUUCUCCUCAAGGAGAUUAUCCUGGUGGACGAUGCCAGCACUGACGAGGUGCUGAAGGACGAGCUGGACGAGUACCUGAAAGCUUUGAGUAUUGUUCGUGUGGUUCGGCAAAAAGAGAGGAAGGGCCUCAUCACGGCUCGGUUGCUGGGCGCCUCCGUGGCCACCGGUGACACGCUCACCUUCCUGGAUGCGCACUGUGAAUGCUUCCAUGGUUGGCUGGAGCCGCUGCUUGCCAGGAUAGCGGAGAACUCCAACGUGGUGGUCAGUCCCGACAUAACCACCAUCGACCUCAACACCUUUGAUUUCAUGAAGCCGUCCCCGUACGGCCAGCACCACAACCGGGGAAACUUUGACUGGAGCCUGACCUUUGGAUGGGAGAGUCUUCCGGAUCAUGAGAAGAGGAAGAGGAGGGAUGCAACCUACCCUAUCAUGACUCCUACGUUUGCUGGCGGCCUCUUCUCCAUCUCCAAGGAAUACUUCUACCACGUUGGAAGCUACGACGAGCAGAUGGAGAUCUGGGGUGGAGAGAAUAUUGAAAUGUCUUUCAGGGUGUGGCAGUGCGGCGGACAGCUGGAGAUCAUCCCGUGCUCCGUUGUCGGCCAUGUUUUCCGCACCAAGAGCCCCCACACCUUCCCCAAGGGCACUCAGGUGAUCGCCCGCAACCAGGUCCGACUGGCGGAGGUGUGGAUGGACGAGUACAAGGAGAUCUUCUACCGGCGUAAUCAGCAGGCGGGACAGAUGGCCAAAGAGAGAACCUUUGGAGACAUCUCCAGACGUGUGGACCUGCGUGAGCGGCUGCAGUGCAAGAGCUUCUCCUGGUAUUUGAAGAACGUCUACCCGGAGAUCUUCAUGGCCGACCUCAACCCUGUCCGCUUUGGCGCGGUGAAAAACGUGGGCAAGGACUGGUGUUUGGAUGCAGGAGAGAACAACGAGGGCGGCAAAGGCGUGAUCAUGUACCCGUGUCACGGACUGGGGGGGAACCAGUAUUUUGAGUUGUCCACGCACCACGAGCUGCGACACAACAUCCAGAAGGAGCUGUGCCUGCAGGGGGGGGCCGAGGGGGCCGUCAGGCUGGAGUUGUGCCAGUACAAGGGCGGGAACACCUUUGCGGGACCCGAGCAGAAAUGGGAGCUGAAGGACAACAAGCUCCUCCUCCUGCCCACACGGAGCAUGUGUCUCAGCGCCCGCCCCGAGCAUCCCGCCCUGGCGCCCUGCGACCCCACCGACAGCUUCCAGCUCUGGUUCUUCAUCUGAGUCACAGCAGCACCAGAUGGACUUUUAACUUAUUUUACAUAAGAAGCGAUCAACUAGGAACAUGAUUCGUGUUUGACAAAAGUAUUGGGACAGUUGGGCCAUUCCAGAACAGCUGGCUGUGUCCCAAGACUUUUGUCCAUGUAGUGCAGUAUUAAGCAUGGAAAGAAAUUCACUUUUUUUUUUUUUUUUUAUACACCCAAUUUGUGCGCCAAAGAGAGUGAAAGUGAAAAUCUGAAACACAACUAUGAGAUUUGUCCUUCAAAUUUCUGUUUUUAUGACAAUAGAUUCUUCCACUGC
Dunckerocampus dactyliophorus (ringed pipefish) is the source of this 2705-nucleotide messenger RNA. RefSeq names its product UDP-N-acetyl-alpha-D-galactosamine:polypeptide N-acetylgalactosaminyltransferase 3 (GalNAc-T3) (gene galnt3). The coding region runs from base 477 to 2408 and encodes 643 amino acids. Gene Ontology annotation, cellular component: Golgi apparatus. The transcript has 13 exons. Lineage: Eukaryota; Metazoa; Chordata; Actinopteri; Syngnathiformes; Syngnathidae. The record is from RefSeq and is a predicted model, not a curated record.